GGGGAAACAUGGCAGUUCCCUUGCGCCGUUUACACCACGUUUCGCUUCAAGCUUCUAACGGGCUGAAGUUAGCCCACGACCUUGUGUCAAAAUACAAGUUUAAUUUGUUUGCCACCAGACUGACUGACAGGUCAAGGCAGGUGGCUUUCCGGAAGGGAACGUCCGUCUUCGUUGUGAAUGAGGGACACCUUCAGGGCAGUGUGGGUUUGAAUGAAUGGCCGCAGGACGGUGGAAACGGUGAACACUCCGAUCAUCUUCCCCGAGUCCACUCGGAGAAACACAAGCUGAGUAACCCGUCGUAUCUUUACGAUGUUCACACCCACCAUCCGGUGGACUCUGUCAGUAACGUGUGUUUCGAGGUGGAAGAUGUGGAAAGGUCGUUCAAGGUGCUCCGCCAACUGGGCUGCAACUUCCUUGUGCCUCCCACGACAGUCGAGGACGAGAAUGGUCUCGUCACCUACUCUGUGGUUAAAUCGGUUGUGGGAAAUGUGUGCCACACGUUGAUUGACACGACAAAAUACAGAGGGACCUUUUUGCCUGGGUUUACUAUCACUGAAAAGGACCCGAGCUUGCAAAAGGAGGACUUGUCUUGUCCAGUUACCCAUUUUGAUCACAUAACUUAUGCCUGUCCCAGAAAGUCAUCCCACCAGGUCAUGGGGUGGUAUGGGAAGCUUUUUGGCUUUCAGAGAUUUUUCAUUGAUGGCAAUGAAGAUAUAGAUGAAGGUUUCGUGGUGAACCAGGAAGGCGUCGGACUUCGACUCACUGCCAUGCAGUACUGGAAGUGCAGCAAAGCGGGCAUCGCUCUUCCCUUCCCUGACAAAAAAGAACCCGACUGCAAGUUUGUCAUCGCAGAAUCACUUCCUCAUGAAGGCCGCAACCAGGUGGACACCUUCUUGGAGCAGCACAGAGGGGCAGGCGUCCAGCACGUCGCACUCUACACCAAAAACAUUGUCUCUACCGCGCAUGCAAUGGCUGAAGCUGGAGUCCAGUUUUUCUCCCCUCCUCCUGCAUACUACACAGAGGUCGGAAAACAGCAGGAAAUAGAGGAGGCGGGACUCGAUCCCCAGAGGCUUUCGGAGCACGGCAUUCUUCUGGAUACGGACCUGCAGCAGGUUCCAUCGUCACAGACAGGAUGCAGCGAAAGCAGAAGAUAUCUACUCCAGGUGUUUUCAAAGCCCCUCUUCGCUGAGGAUACCUUCUUCCUGGAGCUGAUUGAGCGCAGAGGGGCGACGGGUUUUGGCGAAGGGAACAUCCGGGCCCUGUGGAGGUCCGUGCAGGCGUACAUGGAGAACGAGAGGAGGGAUUCUCAGGGAGAGACUGUGCAGUCUGCUCACUAAUGACCGCUCUGUGUUUUUUUUUUAAACGUAACUUAUUGCAUGCGUGUUUUAUACAUAAUGUUAUAAUACUUAAACUGGAGGUUAUAUGCAAAGGAGCUAAAAGAAAUGUAUGAAAUAAUCAUAAAGCUGCUCUUUUCAUGUUGUGUCGGUUGCUGUCCUUGAACAUGAAUGUAAUACUUGAAGGGGUGUUCUCUGUUUAUCAAAGCAAGCCAAAUGAACUGAAAGCAGCUGUACCUCAAUAAAUCGAUUUUCCACCGACUGAGAAGACGAAGCUCUGCAAACUGAAAAGUUCCAGAAACCUGCAGUUUGUUUUAGAUGGUAUCACACAUGAGGCUUCCUCUAAUUACAUCUCAAAACACUUCCUUUGUGCAUCGCUUUGCAAAUCUAUUCAGUCAUUUGCAUUUUUCACAUUUUGUUUUACAUCUGCAAAGUUCAAAUGAUUUUAUUGGGGUUUAACAUGACUGAUCAAAACAAUGUAUUGCACAAUUGUAAAUUUGUUGGAAUUUGAUAAGUAGUUUGCAAAAUGUUUUACAAAUAAAAAUUUAAAUAAGG
Molecule: messenger RNA, 1889 nt
Organism: Xiphophorus maculatus (southern platyfish)
Lineage: Eukaryota; Metazoa; Chordata; Actinopteri; Cyprinodontiformes; Poeciliidae
Gene: hpdl
Product: 4-hydroxyphenylpyruvate dioxygenase like
Exons: 5
Coding region: 9-1337 (442 amino acids)
Biological process (GO): aromatic amino acid metabolic process
Molecular function (GO): 4-hydroxyphenylpyruvate dioxygenase activity
Source: RefSeq, a predicted model, not a curated record